AAAACAGAGGAGACUAUUGAAUACACCCCAACGGGAGAAGAGCUACAAUGGCUUGAGGGUGGCAUGGUGGCAGUGGUGAGGUCAAUGGCGUUGGUGUCUGAGAUUCAAGAGCAAAUGGACGCUGAUGGAGGUUCAAUCUCAUUAUCACCAAUUGGGGGGAAGACGGGUGCUACUAACUGAAAAAGUUGUAGGGUUUUUAUCCGAUUAUAUGAAGCAGAACCAGGAGUUGUUUGGACUGUGGUUUGAGUCUAUAAAACCAUGGGAGAUGGACCUAGAGGAGAAAAGCCGAAUGAUGUGGUUGCGCAUAUCCGGAGUGCCAUUAAAGGCAUGGGGAGAGAGGUGUUUUCAGAUGAUUGGAGAGACAAUCGGAGAAGUUUUGAUGGUUCAUGAGGAUACAAAGAAGAAAUCAAUCUUAUGGGAUGGGAGAGUAUUGAUAUUAGGCUCGGAGUCUUGUAAAGUCUCAAAACAAGUUAAGCUCAAGGUGGGAGAGCAAGUGUACAACAUAGAGAUAGUUGAAGAAGAGUGGCACUCUGAUUCGGAUUGGUGGCUAUCGGAGAAUGAUCGGAGAAGUGACCUGGAAACGGAGUCCGGUUACUCAAACUCGUGGUGUCAGAAUGAGGAUCUUGAACUGGAUAUGGAUGUGAUGGGUGACGGCGAGGAUACAAGUAACGGGUCAGAGCAUUUAAUGAAGGAAUUGGUUCCAAUUUCAAAUCCGAAGAGGGCAACGGAAACGGAGAGCUGUAAUCAAAGGGUGCAAGAGACAGUAUUGGAAAGGGAUGCAAGCUUUGGGCUGUCCAAGGAAAUUGGGCUACAAAAAUUGAGUUUUGAUGGGCCAGAAGAAAGCAGUGGGCCGAAUAUUGGGAUGGGCAGGGGACAGAUCAAGCAAACGAGCAUAGAGGAGCCCAGUUUAAAUGCUCAAAACCAAAUGGAUUCACCGACAAUGCAGAAACCGGAAAACUCAAAAAUUGUGAGCAAAAAACAGAGGCUACUUAGAGAAUGUUAUCCGGAAAGCAUGGAGGAGAUCUGGGCAACAGCAGCAUCGAGAGUAACGCCUAGAACAAGGGGCUUGGGUGGGACGCUGAAAAAGAAGGAAGUGAGGAGGAUGGUUUUUGACGAGAAGCCUGAUUUCAUGUUCUUGCAGGAAACAAAGUUAGAAAAGGUGGAUGUUGGUAUUUGUAGACAGUUGUGGAAUUCAGAUGAGUUUGAUUGGGUUGCGAAGGGCUCUUCUCGAGCUUCGGGGGGUUUACUAUGUAUAUGGGACAGACGGUAUUUUGUUAAGAGGGAAGAAUUCACUGGAGAUGGGUUCAUGGGAAUAUUAGGGGAAUGGGGUGUAAAUAAACAGCUGUAUUUUUUAAUAAACGUGUAUGGUCCAAAGGAGAGACAGAAGAAAGCUAAUUUGUGGGAGGAGCUAAGGAGAAUGGUGACAGACAAGGAGGGAUGUUGGUUAAUAGCAGGGGAUUUUAAUGCAGUGAGAGGUCCUGAGGAGAGAAGAGGAAGAACAGGGGAGAGCCCGAACAUGAAGGAUUUUGAUGAGUUUAUUGUGACAACUGAUUUGGUGGAUGUCAAACUAUCGAAUAGAAGGUAUACAUGGUAUAAGCCAGAUGGUACAGCAAGGAGUAGAUUGGACAGAUUUUUAUUGAGCACUGAGAUGAGCAAUAUGGAAGGGGAGUGGAUACAGCAAGGAUUGUCAAGGAAUAUCUCUGAUCAUUGCGCUAUUGUGUUGAAGUCCAGAACAACAGAUUGGGGACCAAGACCUUUCCGGGUUUUGGACGCAUGGCAACAACAUCUAGAUUUUAAGAAGCUUGUAGAAGAUAAAUGGAGUGAGAUGGAGGUCGAGGGCUUUGCUAGGUAUAAAUGCCAACAAAAGCUGAAAUUACUCAAAGGAUUUUUAAAAGGUUGGAACAAAGAAGUUUUUGGGAACAUGGAAGCUCAAUAUGAGCAAGCAGUAAAAAAUAUUGAGCAGGUUGAUAUGCAGAAUGAGUUAGCAGAUCUGGAAGAUGCUGAGAUUGUGAAGAGACAAGAAGGAACUUAUCUGGAAGCAGAAAUCAAGAAAUAUUUUAGAAGCCUGUUUCAAGGAGAGUCAUGGAAUAGACCCAAGCCUGGGAAUAUUAGUUUCCAGCAGAUCUCUGAGGAAAAGAAGGAUUGGCUAGAAAGACCUUUUUCAGUUGAAGAAAUCGAGGAAGCGUUAAGGAGCUGUGAUGGUUCAAAGGCACCGGGACCUGAUGGGUACAAUUUCAACUUCCUUAAAUUUGCGUGCCAUAGCAUAAAGGAGGACUUCAUCAACUUUUUUUCUGAAUUCCAUCGUAAUGGAAAAUUGGUGAGGGGACUAAAUUCUUCUUUUAUAGCCUUGAUUCCUAAAAAGUUGAAUGUUGGGGGACUAAAGGAUUAUAGACCCAUUAGCUUGUUAGGAUGUGUCUAUAAAUUAUUAGCGAAGGUGCUGGCAAAUAGAUUGAAAUCUGUGAUAGCAGAAAUAGUGAGUGAAACACAAUCUGCCUUUGUGGGGGGUCGUCAGUUGGUGGAUAGUGUCUUGGUGCUAAAUGAAGUUGUGGAUGAAAUUAAGAGGAAGAAACAGCCAGCUUUUGUUUUCAAAGCAGAUUUCAAAAAGGCAUACGAUUGCGUAGAUUGGUCCUUUUUGGAUUGGAUGAUGGAGAGGCUUGGCUUUGGAAAAAAGUGGAGAGGCUGGAUUAGGGAAUGUCUUUCAAUGGCGAGAAUCUCGGUCCUGGUAAACAGAAGCCCGACAAAGGAAUUUGAGAUGGGUAAAGGUUUGAGACAAGGUGAUCCUUUAUCUCUUUUUCUCUUUUUGAUGAUUGCAAAGGGGUUACAAGAGCUGGUAAAGAGAGCAGUAAAGGAGGAAAUGUUGCACGGGAUUGAGAUUGGAAAGAAAGGUUUGUCAGUGUCGUUGCUCCAGUUCGCGGAUGAUACAAUUAUAAUGGGUAGAGCGGAUGCUGAGAAUACACGUAUGGUGAAGGACAUCCUAAUAUGGUUUGAGCUUAUGUCGGGAUUGAGGAUUAACUUUAGCAAGAGCAGUGUUUUCGAUUACAAUGUGUCUGAAAAAUGGCUUAAAGGUGCAGCGAGUAUGUUACAUUGUAGGGUUGGUAGAGCACCUUUUCUUUAUCUGGGAUUGCCUGUUGAUGGCAGAUUUGGGAGCAAGAAAUUAUGGGAGCUGGUCGUAAAUAAAUUCCGUGCCAAACUCGCUGUCUGGAAGGCUGCUACUCUUUCCUUUGGAGGCCGCCUCAUCUUGCUAAAAUCGAUACUCUCUGCACUACCCAUUUUUUAUAUGUCUUUAUAUUUAUUACCAAAUUCUGUGCUUGAGGAGUUGAUUAGAAUUCAAAGGAAUUUUUUAUGGGGCGGGACAGGGUCAAUUAAGAAAAUUUCAUGGGUAAAAUGGGAAGAUGUAUGUCGUGAUAAAGCCAAAGGGGGUCUUGGGGUGCCAGAUUUACAGAGGAAAAAUUGGGCAAUGAUAGGAAAGUGGUGGUAUAGGUUAGGUGAUGGGGUUGAGAGUUUAUGGAAAAGGGUGGUGAGGGAGAAAUAUUAUGGAGGUAGGGAGGAGGUCGAUAUUACUUCAAUUGAGUGUUUAAGGGUGUCAAAGCUUUGGAGGGACAUCAUAAGGAUAGGGGGUCUGUCUCUCAAACUUAGGAACAUGUUAGUUGUGGGCUUCAAGUGGGAGGUGGGAGAAGGAAAUAGAGUGGAGUUCUGGUCUAAUAGGUGGGUUGGAGAUAAAAGCCUUAGGGAUCGUUUUCCAAGGUUAUUUGCAUUAUCUGUAAAGAAGGAGGGCAAGGUUUCUGAAAUGGGGACUUGGGAGGAGGGUAGAUGGCGUUGGCGGGUGGAGUGGAGGAGGGGUACAAUAGGGCGAGAGAAAGAUGAGGAAGAAUUGUUGGAGAAGGUGCUGGAGGGUGUCAAACUAAAGGAGGGGCUGGGGAUGUUUGGAAGUGGGUCCAUGGGAUGGAUGGUAAAUAUGUGGUGAAGCUAGCGUAUGAUUUUUUAGCUUCUACGGAGAGGGUUUUGGAGGACCAGAUGUGCAAACUAAUAGGGUGCAGGUUGGUGCCAUCCAAAGUGGCUUUUUUUGGGUGGCGACUGUGUUUAGAUAGACUCCCAACAAAGAAUAACUUGCAAAAACGAGGGAUAUUGUUGCAGGAGGGGGUUUUAUGCAAAUGUUGUAAUGGAAAGGUGGAGGAAGUUAAUCAUUUAUUUUGUGUAUGUGAUAAUGCGUGGUUAGCUUGGACUCAAGUGUUGAGUUGGUGGGGCUUAGAGUCUAUUCUGCCUAACACAGUUGUGGGAUUGGCAGAAUUUUUCAUUGGAGGUUUGGGCAGAAUAGUUGGGAAGGAGAUGGGCUCAUGUAUUUUUCUAGUGGUCGCUUGGUAUUUAUGGUAUAGAAGGAAUGUUCAAGUGUUUCAAAAAGAUGAAGGAAUACCAGAAAACCUGCUGGAAAGGAUGCAAGUUAAAACCUUUUUAUGGAUUAAAUCCAAAGUCAAUGGCUGUGUUUUUUCCUUUUAUGAAUGGCAAUCCUGUCCAAUGGAGUGUGCUAUGUCUAUCAAAAAACAUAAAAGGAUGAGGAAGCAGUUCUAUAAAGUGGUAGCGUCUUCUAGCUGAUGGAUAGGCGGAGCAGAUUUCUCUUUAAAUGUUUUGUUUUGGGGACCUGACGCUUUUUGGUUUAAGUGGUGGUUGUUUAGAUGUCUUUUUCGGUUCUUAGGAGAGUGGCUCUCCUUUGUUCUGGUCUCCUUUUUUUUUUUGUAUAAGGGCAGGAGCACCCCUUGUGCUUCAUUAAAUUAAUUUUUUCUUU
Messenger RNA from Rubroshorea leprosula, 4780 nucleotides. NCBI's taxonomy places the organism in Eukaryota, Viridiplantae, Streptophyta, Magnoliopsida, Malvales, Dipterocarpaceae. The record is from the annotation of a GenBank genome assembly.